CAUUUGACAGUAUUGUGACUUUACAAACAAUCUCGUAAAUAAACGCAGUGAAAUUAAUGAAACUCAUCUGAAAAUCCUUAGAAUAAAUAGGAUUUUGUUUGAAAAUUUCGACAAAUUUUCAAUCGACUAGAAAUAAAAUGGCAAAUGAUCGUGAAGUGUUGCGAAUCAUAUGGGAAGGACAGAUUCCCAUUUGUUUUCAGGCUGAUCUAGACGAAGCAAACGCUGUUCGACAGCCUGAAAACUUUUAUUUGAUGGUGUCUCGUCUUUCAUAUUUGCCACUGGUCACCGAUAAAGUUAAAAAGCACUUCAGUAGAUUCGUUUCAAAUGAUGCACAAGAGGGCGAAGUUUGGUUUGACUCAAAUGGAAUCCCAUUGAAAUGGCACUAUCCCAUAGGAGUUCUAUACGAAUUGACAAAACGUGACGACGAAUUACCAUGGUGCAUUACAAUCCAUUUCAGUAAAUUCCCAGAAGAAAUUCUAUUUCGAUGCCCAAACAGAGAAAUCGUUGAAUCACACUUCAUGUCAUGCCUCAAGGAAGCCGAUGUGCUGAAACAUCGCGGACAAGUUGUAUCAAGAAUGCAGAAAAAAGACCACAAUCAAUUGUGGCUGGGAUUAGUCAACGAUAAAUUUGAUCAAUUUUGGUCGGUGAAUAGGCGUCUAAUGGAACCAACCAGCGAAGAUGGUUUCAAAUACAUUCCAAUUAGAUGUUACAAAGAGGAUGGGACGUAUAUACAAAAAUUGGUGCCGCCCAACAGUGAUAACGGAUUAAAACGCACCGUGCAAAAUUUACUGGACGAUUUUUCAACACCUGCACAAAAAGCUGUAACGUGCUUAACACAUGGCAUCGAAGUUGAAAAAGAAACCCCGCUGCAAUGGCUAAGCGAACAUCUAAGCUACCCGGACAAUUUUCUACACAUUCAUUUGAUUUGGGAAACGAUACAGGAAACGAUCGCAUAAUUAAUUUACCACAUCGAAAUAUUGUGUCGACAAAACACUGAAAUUCCACUGAAAGUGAUCGCUGAUUUCGAACAAUUGACGAGGUUUUUAAUCACAUGUUCGGAUAAAUUUUUAUGCAUUAGAAUAGAAAUAAAAGAGAAAACAGUUUUUGAGCUGUAUAAUGAAAUUUAUCCUCAACACAACCAGCCAAUGUGUAUCCUGAAUCCAAAUUUUUUGUGUAUGUGUGCUUUGUUAUAAACUGUGAACUAUGGCAUUUUGAAUAAUCACAAUUAAAUAUAUGCUCUUCUUUCUUAUCUCAAACAAA
Molecule: messenger RNA, 1260 nt
Organism: Contarinia nasturtii (swede midge)
Lineage: Eukaryota; Metazoa; Arthropoda; Insecta; Diptera; Cecidomyiidae
Gene: Atg5
Product: autophagy protein 5
Exons: 6
Coding region: 138-956 (272 amino acids)
Biological process (GO): autophagosome assembly; autophagy of mitochondrion; C-terminal protein lipidation
Cellular component (GO): Atg12-Atg5-Atg16 complex; phagophore assembly site membrane; cytoplasm
Source: RefSeq, a predicted model, not a curated record